This is a messenger RNA of Diorhabda sublineata, 2198 nucleotides long. RefSeq names its product trafficking protein particle complex subunit 5 (gene Trs31). NCBI's taxonomy places the organism in Eukaryota, Metazoa, Arthropoda, Insecta, Coleoptera, Chrysomelidae. The transcript has 4 exons. Gene Ontology annotation, biological process: endoplasmic reticulum to Golgi vesicle-mediated transport. The record is from RefSeq and is a predicted model, not a curated record. Bases 158 to 721 code for a protein of 187 amino acids. Gene Ontology annotation, cellular component: TRAPPII protein complex; TRAPPI protein complex; TRAPPIII protein complex.
AUCUUAAAUUAAUUCGUAAUAACGAAUUCAUUAAAACGAUCAAUCAAGACAUCUCUAGUUUCCAUUGAAUUUUCUGUCAAAGAUAUGUCAAUUAAUAAACUUCAAUGUCAAAUUUUCCCAUUAUUAUUGAGGAAAAUAAACAUUUAAAAAAACAGAUAUGAGUUUAACAGGCAGAAAUCGAACUAGUAUUUUGGAUAAACCUUUGAGUAGAGGUAAAGGAGAAGUAUCCCUCAGUUGUUUUGCCCUAUUGUUUUCAGAAGUUGUUCAGUAUUGUCAAAAUAAAUCUCAAACAGUGCCAGAACUACAAACAAGGCUGCAUGAACUUGGAAAACGAAUAGGUGUAAAACUUAUUGAUUUGUAUUUUGUUAGGGAAAGAGGAGGCAAAAGAGAGAUUAAGCUAUUAAACAUACUGUUAUUUGUAAAAUCUACUUUAUGGAAAGCUUUAUUUGGUAAAGAAGCAGAUAAACUCGAACAUUCUAAUGAUGACGAAAACACUUAUUAUUUAAUGGAAAAGGAGCCCUUGGUCAAUCGAUAUAUAUCAGUUCCUAGAGAUAAGAGUAGUUUGAAUUGUGCAGUUAUGAUUGCUGGAAUUGUAGAAUCGAUACUAACAGGAACUGGAUUUCCUGCAAAAGUAACAGCUCAUUGGCACAAAGGAACUACCUAUAUGGUGAAAUUUGAAGAUUCUGUUGUGGCUAGAGAUAAAAGUUUAGAAGAACGUUAGGUACUUUGAUUAGACUUUUGUUUAUGAAAUAUAUUGUUGAAUGUGUUUUGUAGAUUUAUUUAUUUUUUCAAUUUUUAUAAUAGGUGUACACUUGGUGUAAAAAAUUUAAUCUUUGGAACAUGUUCAGUAUAAUUAACUUUUAAUUUGGGAGUGUGAUUCCAAGUAUUGUGAAAGGAGUAAUAGGGCCAAAAAUUUUAUUUUGUAAGUAAAACACCAUCAAACAAUUCUAGGGGGCUUAUUAAUGCGAUAUUAUUCAAAUUUACUUCUUACUAGAAUGGUAAAAAUUAUGGAGGGUAAAGGUAAGAAGAAUCAUCAGUAUAUACAAAAAGGUAUCCGUCGAAGUGUGUUAAAAAAAGGAGGCACCACAUUAGCAUCAGGGUAAAUUUCUUUUAGGGUUAUAGGUACUUACUAAAUUAUUUUGUACAACGCAAGUCGUUGAAAUUUUCAAUAAUAAACUACUUUAUCCACGACUAUUGAAUAUAUUUAUUGAAGUUAUUUGUUGGAAAAUUUCGUUAUAACAUAUUCCAUAGUUAUAGAAAACUAUAAUAAUCAUACUUCUUAAUAAUAAUCAACACAAAAGUCUAUGUAUCAGUUUGACAAAUAUUGGAUAACUAAUCUUACAAUUUGGCGGUUUUUAUUUAUAGUUAAUAAUAAUCCCUGUUGCCAGUUCAAAAUUCAUAUGCCAUAUUAAAAACUUUCCUUAACUUAUCUGGCAAUAAUUUUUUCUCUAUAUUUAGGCAGCUUCUCUAAUUAUUGGUGUUAUUAAAAAAAGUUAAUUUCAUUUCCUUUGACUAUUUUUAGUUAGUUUUUCAACAUUUUGAGUCAAAUUUAUUUUGUUUCAAAGGCUAUUUCAAUUUAUAAAUCGUUUCGUAAAUCAUGAAACGUUAAGAAAUAGAUAUACGUCAAACACAUUCAUGUUCCUGACAGCUCAGUGUUAAUGUUGCAUAUCUUCAAAAUUAAGUUCCAGCUUCGAAUCUGGUUUAGGAAAAUUUACUUUUUUGAUUUUAUUACGUGUACAGAACUAAAUUGAAAAUAUUUGGCAGUGUUUUACAUGGUAAAUUCAUGAGAACCGAUUUUUUUUGUAAGAAAACAAUAUAAUAUAGCUAAAUCAAGAAUCCAUCUGACAGUAGUUAUUAAUGAUUCAUUAAUCACGGCAGUGAUUAAUGGAUAUCAUUAAGGCCGAGCAAGUAGACGUAUAAUGGAUACAUUAUACAACAGUCGAGGAUAUAAAUUAUGAUACUUACAACGACAUUUAGAAAAUUCGAGAUAUCUACUUAUGCGAAUUUGCCUCUAGAAGCCUCUUCCAGAAGAAGAUAGCAAUAUCAUUAUUUUUAUAUAUUUAUAAAAUAUAAAAAGUUAUUACUUAUUAUAACUUACUGUUAAUAACAAAGAAAUUGCGUUUUAUCGAAGCGUGUUCCUUGAUUUUAUUUUAUAAAACGAAACAUGCAACAUAAAUAUACAUAUUGAUAAAGUCCUU